AUGUCGAAUAAACACGAUAGACGAUUAUUACGUGAUGAUUUAAUUGAUGAUAUGAUUGAACCGCCAAUACUAUCAUCAACAUUAAAUAAUCCUGCGGCAUCUUCAUUUUUUAUUGAUAGUGCAAAAAUAAC
Molecule: messenger RNA, 131 nt
Organism: Adineta steineri
Lineage: Eukaryota; Metazoa; Rotifera; Eurotatoria; Adinetida; Adinetidae
Source: the annotation of a GenBank genome assembly